AUGGCUAUUAUAAAGCACUUCAUAAAUAUCUGUUGUAAGGUAUUAUUAGAAGCACAGAAAGAACUAGUGGACUACAAAGGACUCGGUAUCAGUGUUCUUGAAAUGAGCCAUCGGACCUCAGAUUUCACAAAAAUUUUAAAUACAGCUGAAAAUCUCUUGCGUGAAUUGCUAAAUAUACCAGAAAACUACAAAGUUAUGUUCCUCCAAGGAGGUGGAUCUGGUCAGUUCAGUGCAGUGCCACUUAAUCUCAUCGGUUUAAAGGAGGGAAGACAUGCAGAUUAUGUGGUUACUGGGGCUUGGUCAGCAAAAGCAGCUAAAGAAGCAGAGAAGUAUGCCAAAGUUAAUAUUGUUCAUCCAAAACUAGGAACCUAUACAAACAUUCCUGACCCAAGCACUUGGAAUCUUAAUCCAGAUGCAUCUUAUGUCUAUUACUGUGCUAAUGAGACUGUUCAUGGUGUGGAGUUUGACUUUGUACCUGAUGUCAAAGGAGCAGUCUUGGUUUGUGAUAUGUCAUCAAACUUCCUGUCCAGACCUGUGGAUGUUUCCAAGUUUGGCGUGAUUUUUGCUGGUGCUCAGAAGAAUGUUGGCUGUGCUGGAGUUACUGUUGUAAUAGUACGUGAGGACUUGCUGGGAUUUGCACUGAAAGAAUGCCCCGUGGUACUGGAUUACAAAACACAAGCAAUGAAUGGCUCUUUGUAUAACACUCCACCAUGCUACAGUAUUUAUAUCAUGGGAUUGGUACUGGAAUGGAUAAAGAAUAACGGUGGAGCUGCAGCUAUGGAUAAACUUAGUUUAAUCAAAUCACGAAUGAUUUAUGAUAUUAUAGACAAAUCUAAUGGAUUCUAUGUAUGUCCAGUGGAGAAAAAGAACCGAAGCAGGAUGAAUGUCCCUUUCCGUAUUGGCAGUAUCAAGGGUGAUGAAGCAUUGGAAAAGAAAUUUCUUGAGAAAGCUGUGGAACUUAACAUGAUUUCUCUGAAAGGGCAUCGAUCUGUGGGAGGAAUCCGUGCCUCUCUAUAUAAUGCGGUGACUGUAGAAGAUGUUCAGAAGCUUGCAACAUUCAUGAGAAGCUUCAUGCAGAUGCAUCAGUCAUAAGUGCCCAUGGGCUAGAGCCAUGCUGCACAUCUAUGAAAUAAAAGCUAAAGGGUUUGAAAGUUACUGUGGUACUGCACAGCUGUAGCACACAAGUUUUAUUUUCUUUUAGUUUGUAGAGCUAUUUUAGUUAACUAGAGGGGAUUGAGGCCCAAUCUUGCAAUGACUUGGCAGCCUUGGCUUCACUGAAGGUGAGGAUCCCCAAGACUGAUCAAGAUUGGUUCCAAAAUUUGCAAAACAGUAUUCUUAACGUGUAGGUAAAAACAUGAGUAGUAUUGUAAGAUGCUGUGGAUCUGAGUCUGUUUCUUGCUUCUAGUCACAAAUGACUUCUGCAAUGCCUUGUUUUCAGUAAACGUCAGGAGGCAAAAUUUGUCAUAAGCUUUCUGUAACGCUUUACAAAUACUCUAACUGCACAGUGAAGCUAGAACUACUGUUAACUGUUCUCUAAGGAGAUCUAGUUGGUUUAUCAGAUAUAUUCCA
Messenger RNA from Nipponia nippon (crested ibis), 1569 nucleotides. The record is from RefSeq and is a predicted model, not a curated record. Lineage: Eukaryota; Metazoa; Chordata; Aves; Pelecaniformes; Threskiornithidae.